AUGUCGCCCGCAAGAUUCAAGAAGAAGCAACCACCCUCGGGCCCGCGCGUGCUGUACUGGUUCCGGACCGACCUGCGGCUGCACGACUCGCCGGCUCUCACGCACGCGCUGUCCCUCAACCCGUCAACCAUCAUCCCACUGUGGAUGUGGGACCCGCACUACGUGUACCGACAGCGCGGGGCCGCGAACCGGUGGCACUUCCUGGUCGAGUGCAUGCGCGACCUCUCGCACAGCUUGACGCAGCUGAACAGCCGGCAGAAACUGUUCGUCGUCCGUGCCGCGCGCGGUCCUGCCGAGACUAUGGCGUUGAUGCUGCGCCGGUGGAAGGUCGACGUGUUGGUGUUUGAGAAGGAUACCGACGCCUACGCGCGCGUCAGGGACCAAGAGGUCGUGCGGGUCGCGGGGGAUCAGGGUGUCAAGGUCGUGAGCGUGAGUGGACGGACGUUGUUUGAUUCGGACGAGGUGGUGCAGAUGAAUGGUGGGAAGCCAACCAUGUCCAUGGCCCAGCUGGUCAAGGCCGUCGCGAAAAUCAACCACGGUGUGCCCCAAAGGCCGCUGGAGAGGCCGACCAGCUUUCCGGACCCUUUGGGUGAGAGCGAGAUGGACUUGUCGGGUCUGGAGCAGGAAGUUUCCGGGGAUGGAGAGCGGCCAACGACGAAUCAAGCGCACACCAAAUGGCCAGGUGUCGACGGGAUGGAUUACAAUGCUGUCCAAAGAACGCUGGGUGGCAACAAGGACACGCAAUUCGCUGCAGGUCUCAUGGGUCCAGACAGCGACUUCUCGGUCCCGACCCUGGAGGAGAUGGGUAUCGACCCGUCCUGCGUGACGUCUCCACACAGCGGCGGCGAAACCGCCGGCCUGGCGCUUCUGGCGCGCCAUGUGGCGGAUGAGGAAUACAUCUCGACGUUCGAGAAGCCGGCCACGGCGCCGACGGCCUUCGAACCCGCCGCCACGACGUUGCUGAGUCCGCACAUGCAUUUCGGGAGUGUCUCGUGUCGUAAAUUCUGGUGGGACGUCGAGGCCGUGCUGGAGAAGAGGCGCAGACAGAAAAAGCACGUCAGCGAUCAUCCCGUCAACAUCCCCGGCCAACUGCUCUUUCGCGACAUGUAUUUCGCCGCGCACGCGCAGAUUGGCGUGGCAUUUGGACAGACGGUGGGCAACCCCGUCGCGAGAUUCAUCCCCUGGCAUUUGCAGUCGAGAUACUCGACCGAUAAAGAAGGCGGAAAGCCCGUCAGCGACGGCACAUACAUGGUCGAUAACCCGCAAGCUGAAGAAUACUUUCAGCGGUGGAAGCACGGCCGGACGGGAUUCCCCUGGAUCGACGCCCUGAUGCGCCAGCUCAAGCACGAAGGUUGGAUCCACCACCUCGGCCGUCACGCCGUGGCGUGCUUCCUGACCCGGGGCGGGUGUUACGUGUCGUGGGAGAGGGGCGCGGAGGUCUUUGAGGAGUGGCUCGUCGACCACGAAGUCGCGUGCAAUGCCGGGAAUUGGAUGUGGUUGUCCUGCACGGCGUUUUUCAGCCAGUUCUUCCGGUGCUAUUCGCCCGUCAGUUUCCCCAAGAAGUGGGAUCCUGAAGGAGCUUUUGUGAGGAGAUAUGUCCCCGAGCUGGAGAGAUUUGAUAAGAAGUUUAUCUAUGAGCCGCACAAGGCGCCGAUUGCGGAUCAGAAGAGCUGGGGGUGUUUGAUCAAGGGUGAUGGGACUGGAAAGGGAGAGGAGGGAGAGUAUAAGGUAUAUCCGAAGCCGAUGUUUGACUUCAAUGAGAGGAGAAGGUUUUGCCUCGAUCGCAUGAAGGAGGCUUACGACGUGGGUUUGUUUGGUGAUGAUGAGAGGGUGAUCAGUGGCGAGUGGAAGAAGCUGUUUGACUUUGACGAUUCAGGCGCCGUGGCGAGGGAGGAGGCGAAUGGACAAAUCUCGAGCGGUGGAAAGCGGGCGAGAGAAGAGGACGGUGACGACCUCAACCUCGACCUCGACGGCGAUGGUGGCGAUGGUGACGACAGGCGACAGGAGGGCGACAUAAACGAGGACGCUGGGGACGGGGGUCGCGGUGGCCUUCGCGACAGGAGGAAGGCGGUAAAGCGAGGCAAUGAGAAGGAAAGCGGGAAACAAGGUAAGAAGCAGCGUACUCUAGACAGGAUGGUGAGUCGAAAGAAGCUGUAG
Messenger RNA from Fonsecaea multimorphosa CBS 102226, 2157 nucleotides. RefSeq lists its product as uncharacterized. The transcript has a single exon. NCBI's taxonomy places the organism in Eukaryota, Fungi, Ascomycota, Eurotiomycetes, Chaetothyriales, Herpotrichiellaceae. Gene Ontology annotation, cellular component: cytoplasm; nucleus. Gene Ontology annotation, biological process: entrainment of circadian clock by photoperiod; circadian regulation of gene expression. The coding region runs from base 1 to 2157 and encodes 718 amino acids. Gene Ontology annotation, molecular function: DNA binding; FAD binding. The record is from RefSeq and is a predicted model, not a curated record.